UUGCAAUGACCAGUAGCUCGCUGGUGUUUCUGAACCUACUGGUGGCUGCAGCCUCCCAGGUGUCGACCGAGAAAGAGAUCCGGCGGCAAUUGGAUGAGUGGGCAGCAGCAUGGCAGGAUUCAGAAUCACCUGCAGCGAUCCGAAGUUUUCUCCACGAUGUGAACUUUGGAGUCGCUAGUACCUACGCGAGUUGGGCGGCUGAUUUGCCCAACGUCGCCAAAAACUAUGCCGUGGCAGCAGCGGUGCUUGAGUCAGUGGCUUUGCUUCCCGAUUGCCUCAUUGAGCUGAAAAUCCGAGACGAGCUUCAAACGCGGUGCCCGCAGAAGAUGUACAAAAUCGCUAUCCAAAAGCUCUUCAGCAUGGGAGAUACCGCAGGUGCAGAUGACACCUGGAAACGCGCAAGAAGUUUAUUUCGCGGCUCCACCCGUGCUUUUCCUGAAGUUCUGCCAGAAGAUGAGGCUGCAAUUCCUUGGCCUUCUGCUGUUGAGACGCCUACGGUUUGGGUUCGCGGUUUAACGCGACAGCCCUUUUGGGAUUGUCACAAGGCCUGGCCCUUCGUCCGACACUUGGAAGCUCAGUUCGGACGGAUCUUGAGCGAAGCAGUGCUCGCUGCGCCGAAACUCCAAAAAGCAUAUCCCUAUUUAUUUGCCGCUGGCUCUUGGCAGAACCUCUUUUUAUACCGAGGGCAUACGUGGAAUGCAGAGAUUUGUGCAGUGAUGCCGCAUACCUGUGAGCUUCUUCUUCCAGAGAUUCCCACGAAGCCGGGACUUCCAUACGUGAUGCCCAACAACGAAGAGAUCGUUCUUUUUCGCUCUGUUGGUGGCGCCUACGUUGGUCCACACACCGGAGCAGUCAACAAUCAGAUUAACAUCCACCUCACGCUCAAAGGAGGUACAGGUGUUUACUUGGAGGUCGCUGGGGAAAAGGUAGAAUUGCAAGCUGGCAAAGCCGUGUGCUUUCAGGACAGCUACCUACAUAGCCUGGAGCAUGAUGAUGAAAGCCAAGAGAGGCUCUCACUGGUGGUUCGUGUUUUGCAUCCGCAGUAUGAGAUGCAAAGUCUGAAUGACACUCGCGCCACAGAAGCAGAAGGAGCUUUGCACCACUGGAGUGAGUCAACAGCUUUGAGAAAGGAACUGUCACGUUUGCGUGAGCACUACCGGAAGAUGCAUGAUCACAGUGAAGAUCCUUGUAGAGCUCCAAAGCCAAGUGAAUCCGAAGUGAAAAAGGUGCAGGAGAUGUUCAGUUUUCUCAGCAAACCUUGGAACAGUGGUAUCGAAACAGAAUCGCUGGAUGCUAUUGUGGUCCUAUCGAACUGGUAUGAUCGAAUCUCCAAGAUCCGGAAAGUCCUGGAUCUGGCAGCGAAGCAUCGAAAUGCUCCGAUCAUCUUGGUGGGUGGACGAGGCCGACUCAGCUCAAUUCAGGCGGCAGAGCUCAACGGAGAAGCGCAUGCUACGCUUGCGCAGCUCUUGGUCUUGAUGGAAAUCCCCGGGGAGUUAGGCUCAAUCAUCACGAACCGAGUGGUGGCAAUUAGUUGCAAUGAAUGCCCAACUGAAGAACUUCGUAUGAAGUGCGGUUGUGUGGGCAACACUGGUUUCAACACAGAUCGUUUUUUGGAUUGGGCAGCCAAGCAUUUGCCACCACUGGUUCGACCACGGCGCAUCGCUGUGGUCGAAGAAUCCUAUUUGGUUCGAAGAGUGGCUGCCACGGUGCUGGGACGCUUGCAGGGCUUUGGCAGACAGACUGUGCACAAUCACACGACGAUGGAGAUCAGCGUCGUCAAUGCGCGAGAAAGUGAAGAUAGCAAAGCUUUGCAUGAAAUGAUGGAGGUACACGAAGCAAUGCCAAGCGCAAUGAUACAUCUUAUGGCAGAUGAGGUCGUACGCCUGGAAAACUAUUCCACUGGCGACGGAGGUUCUCCUCAACUGUUUCCGAAGGAGUUCGUGGCAGAGGCCAACAAGACGGACGAUUUCUAUCGACUUCUCAGUGUUGCAAAGGACCUAUCUGCGCAAUAUGCUCAGCCCAUGGAACGAGUUGCGGCUGAUAGGCGGAUGUUUUGGAGAUGUGUCGCUCCAAGGGAUUUGCAAAACCCUGCAGCUUGGACGGUGCCUGAAGCACCUGGAGAAGCGUUCAGCUACUGGCAACGAAGCGUUCAGCCUGAACGACGUGAACCGCGGUCGGAGCCAGAGCCGGAGCAGCCGGAGCAGCCGGAAGGGCCUGAACGGCCUGGCCGUGUCUGCAACGAGCCGUGAAACUCGCGAACCCGAAAA
Molecule: messenger RNA, 2267 nt
Organism: Cladocopium goreaui
Lineage: Eukaryota; Dinophyceae; Suessiales; Symbiodiniaceae
Source: the annotation of a GenBank genome assembly